CUCGCCGCGGCGGUCUUCCGUCUCUUUGUGGGCCGGCUGGCCGACAUGGCGCGGCGCUCGCUCUCGGACCGGCGGCCGUGGACGGAGCUGCUAGACCGCUCGGCCUUCUCCCGCCCGGACUCGCUCUCCGAGGCCACCUCGCGGCUGCGCCGCAACCUCGGCUACUUCCGCGUCAACUACGCCGCCAUCGUCGCCUUCUUGCUCACGGCCUCGCUCCUGGCGCACCCCUUCUCCCUCCUCGCCCUCCUCGACAUCCUCGCCGCUUGGUGCUUCCUCUACGCCUUCCACCCCUCCGACCAGCCCGUCGUGCUCUUCGGCCGCACCUUCACCGACCGCGAGACGCUGCUCCGCCUCGUCGUUGCGUCCGUGCUAGCCUUCUUCCUCAGCACCGUCGCUUCGCUCAUCAUCUCCGGGCUGCUCGUCGGGGGCGCCAUCAUCCCCGCGCACCGAGCCUGCCGCAUGCCAGAGGACCUCUUCCUUGAUGAUCCCAGCGCUGCGUCCAGUGGCAACACCACCACCAGGCUGCUAUCCUUCCUUGCGUCGCCCAGAUCUGGGGUUUGACGCCUCCACGACUGGUAAUAUCCAGUCAAAUCAAAGUCUUAAAAUCGGGAGAGCUCUGGCCCCGUAGCUGCAGCAGAGAGCUUGUGGUUCCUAUGGUACUUAACUUGCCGUGACAAUUGGGAGCAACUUCUGGAGAGCAUCCCAAUAAUAUCUGAGAACAACAGGGUUGCUGAUUCAGCAUUUGGUCCUACUAUGAAGUUCUACCAUCCUUGGGAAUAAGUUCGUUGCCUGCUAGGACCGUUAUCUUCUUCAUGUUCUGAAUGAGAGGCGAGAGCAUGAUCAUGAUCUUUGUGUGCACCUGUGAAUCUACUAGGCUCCUUGCUCUCAUGUUAAGGAAUCUUGGUUUCAAAGCUAUGUCUAUCAGUGGCCAAAUGAGUCAGAUUUACUUUCUUUGACUUAAAUGUCACACACAGACAACUACAUGAUUAUUUCAUUUAGUUGGCUAGACCUCUGUGAGGUUUUACAUGUCUUCUCUAUUUCUUCCCUUACUCUC
This is a messenger RNA of Panicum virgatum (switchgrass), 1054 nucleotides long. RefSeq names its product PRA1 family protein B2-like. Bases 46 to 561 code for a protein of 171 amino acids. Lineage: Eukaryota; Viridiplantae; Streptophyta; Magnoliopsida; Poales; Poaceae. Gene Ontology annotation, cellular component: endoplasmic reticulum; Golgi apparatus. The record is from RefSeq and is a predicted model, not a curated record. Gene Ontology annotation, biological process: vesicle-mediated transport. The transcript has 4 exons.